ACUAUAAGUAGCGACAAUUUUGAGGAAAAGUCAGAGUGUGUGGGUUGACUGGCUAUGAGAUUUAUUGGAUCAAAGCUUACAAGGGUAGAGUGACAAAGUGAGUUAGCUUCCUCGAGGCAAAAGGGGCUCCGUUGCGUAUUGAAGACAGCGCAGAACAUUCUCCACGAGCACGCAACGAUUACACCUGUUCUCCCCUUUAAAAGCCAGGGCGCGUAGCUUGGACGAAUUCCCUGCACAGGAGCUGGCUUUUCCUGAGGAGGUAAGCAAAAGGACAAAUCCCCCGUCGACAUUUACAAAGGACGCGAACACACUAAGGAAACUGAAACCUUUUGAGUUUCGACAAAAUGAAUUUAUCAUCGACUCAUGCGCCUUCGACUGUCGCCAACUGCUCGGGGAUUCAGAGCCGUUUUGAUGGCCGUAGUUCUGUGGCCAUCAAGUCUACUGUGCUGUGCAUGAUUUUUAUUACUGCGCUGAUGGGAAACAUUAUCCUCAUCACAGUCAUCAUGAAGACUAAAUCUCUGCGGCGGACAAUGAACUAUUUUCUCGUUAAUCGUGCUGUUGCCGAUAUAAUAAUGCCUGCGUUUUAUGUUCCCCGCGAGUUAUUUCCUAUAAUAAGCGGCUCUCAUGAAUGGCAAAUAAGCGGAGAGUUUGGUGCAGCCAUGUGCAAACUUUUACCCUUCAUUAUCGAUACAGCAUCUGUAGUAUCUAUACUUAGCAUGAUCUGUAUUACUAUCGAUCGCUUUUGUGCGGUUGUGUUGCCGAUGAAGAGAGAUCUCAUAACUGGUAAGACGCGUACGGCGACCAUCAUUCUUACCUGGUUUCUUGGUAUCUUGUACACGGCUCCGUGGUUUUACGUCGCUAAAAUCCGCACGGUUGGGUUGGCCCGCUACUGCGUCGUCAGUUGGGAGCCUGCUUUCGACCACUUUAAAUCCAUGACAAUUCAAGUCGUCCUCUUGGUCGUAAUCUUUGGUAUUUUCCCUUGGAUUCUGGUCUGUGUAUUGUAUACUAUGAUGGUCUUAGGUGUGGAGAAGUCCAAGAAGGCUGCAGGUGAUCGUAGACGCUCUUCGGAGGCCCCGUGUAGGCAAUCGCGACGCAGUUCUAACGACGCGCGGGUGAUGCGGCUAGCGCUUACCGUCGUGGCGGUGCUAGCGAUUUGCAACUUUCCCCACUGCACGAUGCUGAUGGUUGUGGCUUUCGCUUGGCGAUGGGUGGUUAACUGCACUACCAAGCCUGCGUACUGGGAUAUCUUGUUCGCAACGGCUAAGUACCUAGUACUUGCCAACACUGCGAUUAACCCUCUGAUUUGCUUUGUGUUCGGAGAGAACUUCCGCAAGGGCUUGAAAACCCUGCUAGUGCGACCCAAAACAAGAUUAAUGUCUCUGCUUGGUCAGAGCAAAACAUCGAAUACAACAGUCCAUAUAAACGCGCUAUCAUCACUUGUGGAACGUCAGCCGGCCUCGCCAAGGGGUUCCUAUGGAUAAGUAAUAAAGUCAUAUAGGGAAAAAGAAAAUAGUCUAGUCGUGUCCACAGGACAGAGACGCAAAAGAAAAAUAUAAAAAAAACAUAACGAAUUAUUUAUAACCUUUGCCUUUUGGAAGAGAACAGCAAUCAAAUAUAGACCCAGUGAUUCGCGAACGAAAAACUAGAAACAACAUUUAUUGGAGACUCUAAGGAAACUUUAUUCUCAUCGUGAAAUUUUUACAUGUUGAAACGUUAGUGAUGUUUGAAUAUUCAGUAAUGAUUUGUUUAUUGAGAAGUCUGUUAUUGACUUCCAAAAAUUUGUAGCAUUUCAUUAAAACACAGUAUGGGUCAUAACUUAGUACAGAGAUUAAAGAUAUUCUAUAUCUUGUAUCACAAAUAUUUUUACAAAUACCUUCGUUAUAUUCCCAUGUCUCAUAGCCUGACAAUCCCUUAUCUUGCAAGCAAUCGAAAAUAAAAACCUUUUAGAUGCCCGGGGAAUAAGACAAACCUAAUCGAUCUAUGAGUAACGAGGAUAGUUUAUUCCAAGAAAGCCCUUAGGCGUUUAGUUUGUGGUAAGAAGUUAUGGCCGACUCAAUUCAUGGCUAUAUUAGUCAAGGAAACAAAAGUUCUAGUAAUAACACGGCAAUUUUUCAACAAAAUUAUUUUCAAUUUUUGCAUUGGGACGGAUACCAUGAUAAUCUCACCCCGACCACAAAAACAAAAAUAUCACGUUCACAAAUGAUCGAAUUUUGAUAUGAAACACUGUCUUUCUACUGAUAACGAAAGGAAACUCAUUAUAGCUGAGCUUUUAGAGUCCACGCAAUCAUUUUUCUUUGUCGUGAUAAAUGAUUGUUUUGUACACUGUUAAAAAACACUGUAAUGUUUUCAUUAGUACAAAAAAUAAGACUUUGUUCAGAUGGUGUUGCUCAUUUAAAAGUGAUAAUUUUCCCUAAAAUACUAAUCACCAGUGAAACCCCAGUAGCUUAGAAUCAGUUAUGGAUUAUUCAUAGUAAUAAAGCCAAGUACCAAACGU
Molecule: messenger RNA, 2494 nt
Organism: Nematostella vectensis (starlet sea anemone)
Lineage: Eukaryota; Metazoa; Cnidaria; Anthozoa; Actiniaria; Edwardsiidae
Product: neuromedin-K receptor
Exons: 2
Coding region: 345-1481 (378 amino acids)
Biological process (GO): G protein-coupled receptor signaling pathway
Cellular component (GO): membrane
Molecular function (GO): G protein-coupled receptor activity
Source: RefSeq, a predicted model, not a curated record